AUGACUUUCCCUGAGCUGAGCAAUGGCAGCUUGAGUGGGAACCGGACGGGACAGGGCAGCCAGAGUGGUGCCAACCGGUCCUGGGGGCUGCAAGGUGAGGAGACCCCCGAGGGCAACGGCACCACGCUGACUUUUGCCUUGGACGUGCAGGCGGUGGGCGUCGGGGUCUUCCUGGCCGUCUUCAUCCUCUCAGCCAUCGUGGGGAACAUCCUCGUCAUCCUUUCGGUGGCUUGCAACCGGCAUCUGCAGACAGUCACCAACUACUUCAUCGUCAACUUGGCCAUCGCCGACCUGCUGCUCAGCACCACCGUGCUGCCCUUCUCGGCCACCUUGGAGGUGCUGGGCUUCUGGGUGUUUGGGCGCAUCUUCUGCAACAUCUGGGCAGCCGUGGACGUGCUGUGCUGCUCCGCCUCCAUCAUGAGCCUGUGUAUCAUCUCCGUGGACAGGUACAUUGGCGUCAAGUACUCUCUCAAGUACCCCACAAUCAUGACCGAGAGGAAGGCAGGGGUCAUCCUCGUGGUGGUCUGGCUCUCAUCCAUGGUCAUCUCUAUUGGGCCACUGCUGGGAUGGAAGGAGCCGCCACCGCCAGAUGAGAGCAUCUGUAGCAUCACAGAGGAGCCGGGCUAUGCCCUGUUCUCCUCCCUCUUCUCCUUCUACCUGCCCCUCAUGGUCAUCCUGGUGAUGUACUUCAGGAUCUACGUGGUGGCCAGGCGGACCACCCGGAGCUUGGAGGCAGGGGUCAAGAAGGAGAGGAAUAAAUCCAUGGAAGUGGUACUGCGCAUCCACUGCCGCAGUGUGCUGGAGGAGCCUCUCUCCAGUACUCGGAGCAAGGGACACAACUUCAGGAGCUCCCUCUCCGUGCGGCUCCUCAAGUUCUCCCGUGAGAAAAAAGCAGCCAAGACCCUUGCCAUCGUCGUGGGUGUUUUCAUUCUCUGCUGGUUCCCCUUCUUCUUCGUCCUGCCUUUUGGUUCUUUCUUCCCAUCUCUGAAGCCCUCCGAAAUGGUCUUCAAGGUCAUCUUCUGGCUGGGAUACUUCAACAGCUGCGUGAACCCCAUCAUCUACCCGUGCUCCAGCAAAGAGUUCAAGCGAGCUUUCAUCAGGCUUCUCAAGUGCCAAUGCCACCGGAGAAGACGGCCCAUCUGGCGUGUCUACGACCACCACUGGCGAGGGGCCUCCGUGAACAGCUCAGUGCAAGACUCUGAGACAGAUCUGAGGCCCAGGAUUAACACCCUGAACAGCUCAUUCCUAUUUAACUCCUCCUUCCAGGAGAGAGCCAGUAAGAGACGAACACUCAGCUUCAAGGGCUGGAAAAUGCUCACUCCUUUCCAGAAACCAGCAUCCACCCAGCUGAAGGAGAAGAUGAACAGCCUUUCAAAUAAAAUCCGGGGUGGCUCCAGCAAAGCGGGGGUGACAGCCACGUACAAAACAGAGGUGGAGUCUGUCUCUAUUGGGAUCCCUCAUGACUUCACGGAAACCAUCGACUAUCAAACCUAUGACUUAACAGACUGCUGCGGGCUGCGAGAAACAGAUAUUUGA
Messenger RNA from Nipponia nippon (crested ibis), 1536 nucleotides. RefSeq names its product adrenoceptor alpha 1D (gene ADRA1D). Gene Ontology annotation, biological process: adenylate cyclase-activating adrenergic receptor signaling pathway; positive regulation of vasoconstriction; cell-cell signaling. Gene Ontology annotation, molecular function: alpha1-adrenergic receptor activity. The record is from RefSeq and is a predicted model, not a curated record. Gene Ontology annotation, cellular component: plasma membrane. NCBI's taxonomy places the organism in Eukaryota, Metazoa, Chordata, Aves, Pelecaniformes, Threskiornithidae.